AUGAUGCUGGGCCAUCGUCUGGGUGCUGACUCCCUCAAGAAAGGUUCUGAGCUAGGUUUCGUUUGCUCAGACUGCGACAGGACCUACAAGCUGCGAAGCUCCCUGAGGAACCACCAGAAAUGGGAAUGCGGGAAGGAGCCAAGAUUUAAGUGCCCCUAUUGCCCCUACAAGGCUAAGCAGAAGAUGCACAUGGCCAGGCAUCUGCAGAAAGUACACAAAGACUUGGAAUAUACUGUGAUGAAAACUGAGGAGAAAAAGGCUGAAGAACUGCAGGCGAAGAGUGACGAGAAGGAAUUAGAGAAAAACGACUGA
Messenger RNA from Phaedon cochleariae (mustard beetle), 312 nucleotides. NCBI's taxonomy places the organism in Eukaryota, Metazoa, Arthropoda, Insecta, Coleoptera, Chrysomelidae. The record is from the annotation of a GenBank genome assembly.